Molecule: messenger RNA, 735 nt
Organism: Antrostomus carolinensis (chuck-will's-widow)
Lineage: Eukaryota; Metazoa; Chordata; Aves; Caprimulgiformes; Caprimulgidae
Product: platelet endothelial cell adhesion molecule-like
Exons: 6
Coding region: 2-259 (85 amino acids)
Source: RefSeq, a predicted model, not a curated record
GAUGUCUGGUUCUGCCUUGGCUACAAACUUGACAAGUGAAAAACUGACAAGACAGCACAAUGAUGGAGACUAUUAUUCAGGAUCAGGAUACAUUGAAGAUAAUGAAAAUCACAUGAAAUCAACAGAUGAGAGUAAAGGACCUGACCUUGAGAGUUCUGAGGUGGAGUACACUGAAGUUGAAGUAUCAACGCUUGAUCCUCACAGAGAUUCUGUCGAAAACAGGCAUUCUAGAAUACAAGGGCAUCCUGAUGCUACUUAGAACACUCAUCUCAAACAUCAGCUGGGAGAAGAAAACAAGCCAAGAUGGAAGAUGUUGCAAAUGUUUCAAAAGCUCUGCAGCACUUAUUUAUGAGUUUGCCAGGCUCUUCUUUCCAAAGUUUAUUUCCUCAGGGGGAACAAUAGAGAUGUUCCUAAAGCAUUGAAUGGAAAAAAUUACAAAUAAAAAUUCUCAUAGGAAAGUGGCUGUAGAAACCACUGACCUAGGUUCCCAUCUUUCAUUUCUCCUGCUAACGCAAUUUUGCCUUUCUAGCCUCCAGUUCAUCAUGCUCUGAGGAAAUAAAAGGGGAAGCUACAGCUGAGGAAGUACAUUUCUACAGUGCAGUAACUACUGUGAUGCUAGUAGGAUGUAGAAAUAUCUAAGCUUGCUUUAAACUAGCUAACUUGGUUAUCAGUACACUCUGUUGUGGCAGAACAGAGCUCAGCACAGCUUGGCCAGCCGGGUAUGUACUUUGACAU